AUGGCUGAAGCCCCAUCCAAUCAGAACCGGGUGUUCAUUGGAGACGUGCUCAGUUCGGGCAACUCCAGCUACCUGGUGGAGUCUGUCCUCGGGCAGGGUACCUUCGGCACGGUUACCAAGUGCAGGAAUAUUGCCGACAACAAGACGGUAGCCAUCAAAAUGAUGAGAAACCACGGCUCUUUAGUCGAGCAGGCCAGAUCAGAGGUGGAUGUCCUGUUUCAACUCCAACUGCUGGACUCUGACAAGAGCAACCUGGUGCAAUGGUACCAGGUGUUCACCUGCAGACAACACAUCUGUCUAGAGUUUGAGCACUUGGACAAAAGUCUUGACGACUUCAUGGAGGAAAGAUUAUUCCAACCUCUCCUUCUGAGGGAAAUCAGACCCAUUGUCAAGCAGGAGCCUUACAGGAUUAAAGUCAUCGACUUCGGCCUGGCCCAUAAGGCGUCAGCUGCCACCCAGGGCGCUUACAUUCAGACCCUUCCGUACAGGUCUCCAGAGGUUAUUUUGGGUCUGCCAUAUACAGAGGCCACAGAUAUGUGGUCUGUGGGCUGCGUCGCUGCUGCCCUCUACCUCGGAUUCCUCCUGUACCCCGGCUCGAGUGAAUAUGACAUGAUGAGGUACAUAGUGGAGACUCAGGGUCAUCCAGCGGACACCAUGCUCAACCACGGAGAAAAAACUGCCUGUUUUUUUCAACAAGACGGCAACUCCAAGAAUAUUUCCUGGAACUUUAAGACACCGGAACAGUUCCAUCGUGAGACUGGCAUUCGGUCGUCGGAGACCAGGUGCGAGAAAUUCAGCUCGCUGUAUGAUCUCUUGCACAUGCAGCUCAUCGAGAGCACAACGACUGCUGACAAAGUUUCAGAGUCGAAUGACAGGCUUCUCUUUGGGAACAUCCUCAGUGGGAUGCUUGAGCUCGAUGCGGCCAGGAGACUCACACCCCGCCAGGUGCUCCAGCAUCAAUUCACCAGCAUGCACCACAUGUCCAGCAGAUACCAUGUCAGCCCCUAUGUACGGUCCUGUUUUGAGACAAUGGACCUCUGUGAGAACCGGACUACUGACACUGGGAAAGCUGCGGUAGGGUCAUCCUCGGGGAGCGCCGAUAGCAUCCAGCAGAACCUUCCUUCUGCCCUUAGCCAGCCACAAGGCAUCAACCCUCUUCCCUGCUCGACUACCCGGACCUCGGGUUCACUCAUGUCACGGGUGAAAAGAAAAGUUGAUGACGAAAAUGAGACGAUGAGCGAAACCUCUCAUCCGUCAAAAAGGGUCCAGUGUGGAUGGCUCAGAGCACCCUAUGCUUGUCAUCAAGUUGAUGACAGCAACAGGAUCCGGAGAGACCUUCCAGCUCCGUCCAUCUCAAGCAGCAGCAAAUGCUACUCACCAAGCUUUGUGGAUGAAGACGACUCUGACAACCACCAGUUGUCCAAUCUUGAUCAAUCACAAGAUAAAGAGGGUCAGAAAAAACUCGGCAACUCCGUCCACCUCAAGCAGCAGCAGAUGCUUAACACGAAGCGCCAAAAGAAAGAUGGCUGA
This is a messenger RNA of Pseudoliparis swirei, 1530 nucleotides long. RefSeq names its product homeodomain-interacting protein kinase 1-like. Gene Ontology annotation, biological process: peptidyl-serine phosphorylation; intrinsic apoptotic signaling pathway in response to DNA damage by p53 class mediator; positive regulation of transcription by RNA polymerase II. Bases 1 to 1530 code for a protein of 509 amino acids. The record is from RefSeq and is a predicted model, not a curated record. Lineage: Eukaryota; Metazoa; Chordata; Actinopteri; Perciformes; Liparidae. Gene Ontology annotation, cellular component: PML body; cytoplasm; nucleus. The transcript is spliced from 10 exons. Gene Ontology annotation, molecular function: transcription coactivator activity; transcription corepressor activity; SMAD binding.